This is a messenger RNA of Asterias rubens (European starfish), 974 nucleotides long. Its product is annotated as hemocytin-like. Bases 71 to 634 code for a protein of 187 amino acids. The record is from RefSeq and is a predicted model, not a curated record. Lineage: Eukaryota; Metazoa; Echinodermata; Asteroidea; Forcipulatida; Asteriidae. The transcript has 3 exons.
ACGACUGAACCUGAACCGUGGUUGGUACCCAGCUAGUGGACAGUUCGUUGGUUCAUGGCUUCAAGUAUAUAUGGGUUUAGACCCCAUGCAUAUUGAGGGCGUCGUCACACAGGGCGAUCCAUACGGUGAUGACUGGGUGACACACUACCAGGUACAAUACAGCAUUGAUGGCACUGCAUGGCUGUAUGUUAAUGGGGACUCUACUCCACAGACAUUCAUUGGCAACACUGAUGGGAACACCCCAGUUACCAAUAUAUUCCAGCAGCCUAUUCAAGCACGGUACAUCCGCAUCAGACCUACAGCCUGGAAUGUUCGCCCAGCCCUACGUAUUGAACUCCUUGGAUGCAGAGAUGAUAUUCUUGAGACUGCCAACGGUCAAGCCUUCAUCGUUCACCAUCACACAGAUAAUAACCAAGACGAAACAAACUGCCCAAGUCUGAACAGUGAAGGAGGAUGGUGGUUUAAUAGAUGCUCUGGUAUACCUGGUGUAGAUAAUAACCUUAAUGCUGAAUAUAUACAACCUGGUGAUACGAUGGGUCCAUACAAACGAGUCAUGAGAGCUACUGAAUGGAAUGGGUCUCGUAUUGCAAAGACUGAAAUCAAAAUACGGCACCAAUCUCCACCUCGUGGCUAAACAAAGUUUCAGAAUGAAAGUUGCUAUGUCCCCUGACAAUCAAAUGAUAAGCCAACGCAGACUCGUAUAUUGGUACAAUUAUCCACCAAAUUGGUUAUCUAUUUAGCUCAGAUUUAAACAGGUAAACAAUACCGUGGUAUAUGGACUGUUCAAUCACAAAAUAGAAGCUAAGCCAACAACUAACAAAAAAAUGUUUAGCCUUUAAAGACACUGGACACUAUUGGUAAUUGUCAAAGACCAUGCACUUAUCUCGCUCGGUAUAUAUCAACAUAUUCAUAAAAUAACAAACCUGUGAAAAUUUGAGCUUGAUUGGUCGUCGUGUUGCGAGAUAACUAUGAAA